Nicotiana attenuata is the source of this 1870-nucleotide messenger RNA. Its product is annotated as aspartokinase 1, chloroplastic-like. Bases 1 to 1584 code for a protein of 527 amino acids. Gene Ontology annotation, molecular function: nucleic acid binding; zinc ion binding; aspartate kinase activity. Lineage: Eukaryota; Viridiplantae; Streptophyta; Magnoliopsida; Solanales; Solanaceae. The transcript has 10 exons. Gene Ontology annotation, cellular component: chloroplast stroma. Gene Ontology annotation, biological process: amino acid biosynthetic process. The record is from RefSeq and is a predicted model, not a curated record.
AUGACGGACUUAGUUCUAAGCGAAGAUAUUCGCCGAAGAGAAUCAAUUGAUUUCCCAGGAUCUGCUUUUAAUACCGAAAGCAGGGGGAGAAGCAACCAAAGAGGACAAAGUCAUGGUCGUGGCAGAUCAAAGUCAAGGAGAAGGGGGCAAUCCAAAAAUCACAAGGACAUUACUUGUUGGAAUUGUGAUAAAAAGGGUCACUACAGUAGUCAAUGUAGAGAACCAAAGAAGAAGAAAGGAAGAAAAUUCACCAAAUGUGCAUCCUUUCACUCUACAUCAUGUAAAGAAUUAUUACAUAAUUUUAUUGCUGGAAAAUUUGGUAAGGUUUAUCUAGCAGACGGCGAACUUUUGGACAUUGUUAGGAAAGGUGAAGUUCAUAUAAAGUCUUCACAAGGCAUGCUAUGGAAAUUGCAAAAUGUCCGACAUAUUCCUGGCCUCAAGAAAAAUCUAAUAUCGAUGGGUCAGAUUGAUAGUGAAGGAUAUACAACAACAUUCGGUAACGGACCGUGGAAGAUAACCAAAGAAAAUUUGGUUGUGGCACGAGGCUUCAAGAAGGGAACACUGUAUGCAACUGCAAUACAGAGAGAUACUAUAGCAACAAUUGAUCAUGGUCGUGAUACAACUGUGGCACCGGAGUCUCGGGCUCACNAUUUCUUUUUUGGUUUGCCUUUCCUUAGAGUUGACAGUGAUCUGUGUAUCCAAUUGAAGGGUUGGAGGACUUGUGCUGUGACUACACUAGGUAGGGGUGGUAGUGACUUGACUGCUACAACCAUUGGUAAAGCAUUGGGAUUACGAGAAAUUCAGGUCUGGAAGGAUGUUGAUGGUGUUUUGACGUGUGAUCCCAACAUAUAUCCACGUGCACAGCCUGUGCCUUAUCUAACUUUUGACGAGGCAGCUGAACUUGCAUACUUUGGCGCACAGGUCCUUCAUCCACAGUCCAUGAGGCCGGCAAGAGAGGGUGAUAUUCCUGUUAGGGUUAAAAACUCAUAUAAUCCUAAAGCUCCUGGUACCCUUAUCUGUAGAGCAAGAGAUAUGAGUAAGGCAGUACUUACAAGUAUUGUUCUGAAACGAAAUGUAACCAUGUUGGAUAUAGUGAGUACCCGCAUGCUCGGUCAAUUUGGUUUCCUUGCAAAGGUUUUCUCCAUCUUUGAAGAUUUAGGUAUAUCGGUUGACGUCGUUGCGACAAGUGAAGUUAGCAUUUCCUUGACAUUGGACCCAUCAAAACUUUGGAGCAGAGAGCUGAUUCAGCAGGAGCUUGAUCAUGUUGUGGAAGAACUUGAGAAAAUUGCGGUUGUGAAUCUACUUCAACACAGAUCAAUCAUCUCUCUGAUUGGGAACGUCCAGAGGUCCUCGCUGAUUCUCGAAAAGGCUUUCCAUGUUCUGCGUACCAAUGGGGUCAAUGUUCAAAUGAUCUCUCAAGGUGCAUCGAAGGUCAAUAUCUCAUUGAUAGUAAAUGAUAGUGAAGCAGAGCAAUGUGUAAGGGCUCUCCACAAAACAUUCUUUGAGAGUGAUCUUUCUGAACUAGUCUGGGAAAAUGGAUCAGGAAAUGGACAUGUUGCUCCCUUAUCCACAUUGUCCACUUGAGUUUCGCCUUAAUAUGUUUCUUCUUCCAAAUAUUUUGUCCGAGGAAAUUAACGAUUAUAGUAGUGUUAUUUUUGGGUGGGUGGAGUUUUGUCCUAGUAAUUUUUAUCUUUUGUAGCAACUAGUCGCAUUCUACUUAAGUUAUCUUUAUUGGAGAAAAUUAGAUUACCAUGCCCAAGAAGAUUGUGGACAAGUUCUACAAAAUGCGCAACUCAUCUUAUUAAGCCUACUCAGAUGUUCUAUAUAAGUGACCUUGUCUUGAUAAUUAUGUUAUUCACUAAUUUCGCUA